Messenger RNA from Macrobrachium nipponense, 618 nucleotides. RefSeq lists its product as uncharacterized. NCBI's taxonomy places the organism in Eukaryota, Metazoa, Arthropoda, Malacostraca, Decapoda, Palaemonidae. The coding region runs from base 1 to 618 and encodes 205 amino acids. The record is from RefSeq and is a predicted model, not a curated record. The transcript has a single exon.
AUGCGUUUACAAGUUUUAGUGAUGAGGUUGAACCGGUACGACGUCGAAUAUCAGUACAAAAGCGGAAAAAGCCUAUUGUUAGCCGAUACCCUUAGCAGGGCCUGCCCCAAAGAGGAAAAUAGAGACACAUUGGUAAGGAUGAUAGAUUCACUGAAAAAUUACCCCGAUUCAAUUUUAAAGGAAGUAAGAGACGCCACCACAAACGACGAACAGCUGCAAGAAUUAUUGUCUGUUAUCAAGGAAGGAUGGCCUGAUCGCAAAGACAAAAUUCCGGAAGUAUUAAAGCCUUACUUCGAUUUUAGAGAUUCCAUGAGUUAUCAAGACGGCAUCAGUCUUAAGGGAACUCUUAUACUGAUUCCUAGUAAACUACGAAAUUCCAUCAAAACGAAACUUCAUGUAGCUCAUCUUGGUUACGAUAGCAUGAUGCGACGAGCAAGAGAUGCAAUAUUCUGGCCAGGGAUGUCGAAAGAAAUAAAGCAAAUGGUCAAUUCAUGUGACAUUUGCCAGCAGUAUAAACCUCGAAACCAGAAGGAAUCGUUGAUGGAUGUUGAUGACGGAGGCAGACCCUGGAAUAAAAUUGGAUUAGAUUGUUUGAGAUUGUUGGAAGAAAUUAUCUAG